This is a messenger RNA of Aegilops tauschii subsp. strangulata, 1758 nucleotides long. RefSeq lists its product as uncharacterized. Lineage: Eukaryota; Viridiplantae; Streptophyta; Magnoliopsida; Poales; Poaceae. The record is from RefSeq and is a predicted model, not a curated record.
UACUCCUCCUCCUCCUCGUCUCGUCCCAGUCCCUGCCUUCUCUCCCAGUGUCGUUCUCAGCCUCUCAGGCCACCGCCACCCGCUGUCCUCUCUCCCGUAGUUCGUUCGUGCGUCCACACUCGCCCCGCUCCUCCGUGUCCAUCUCCUCUCUCUCGGCGACAUGGCGAAGGUCGCUGCCAUGGCCAUGGAGAAGGUGGACGCCAAGGACCGGGAGAAGAUCGAGGCCGUCCGCAAGGUGAUGCGCAAGCAGGCGCCGCUCUCCCCCAAGCAGGCGGAGUACUGCAACGACGCGUGCGUGGAGCGGUUCCUCCGGGCCAAGGGCGACAACGUGAAGAAGGCGGCCAAGACCCUGCGGGCCGUCCUCUCCUGGAGGGAGACCAUCGGAGCAGAUCACAUCAUCGCCGACGAGUUCUCCGGCGAGCUGUCCGAAGGCAUGGCCUACGUCGCCGGGCACGACGACGAGAACCGCCCCGUCCUGAUGUUCAAAAUCAAGCAGGAUGACUACCCCAAGUACCAGCCUCAGAAAUCGUUUGUGCGGUUCCUGGUGUUCACGCUGGAGGUGGCGGUGGCGUCCAUGAACCGCUUCGUGGACCAGUUCGUGCUCCUCUUCGACGCAAGCUUUUUCCGGUCGGCGUCGGCUUUCCUCAACCUCCUCAUGGGCACGCUCAAGAUCGUCGCCGACUACUACCCCGGUCGCCUCCACCGCGCCUUCGUCAUCGACCCGCCCUCCCUCUUCUCCGUCAUGUGGAAGGGAGUGCGGCCGUUCGUGGACCUGGCGCCGGCGACGGCGGUGGUGAGCUCGCUGGACUUCGAGGACUCGCUGGAGGACGCGUCCUUCACGGCCUACCCGCGGACGGCGUCGCUGCGCUUCGAGCCGUCCGUGGCGGCCGUGCUGACGACGGGGAAGGGAGGAACCGCCGUGGGCUCCGCCUCGUCGCGCUUCGCCUUCAGCGUGUCGGACAACGCGCUCAAGCCGUGGUACCUCUCCACCACGCCGGCGCCGGGCCCGCGCUCCGUCGUGCCGGCCUCCUCCAGCCCGUCCCUCGUCGGCGCGUCCCCGCUCUCCGCGCGCUCCUUCUCCUUCGCCUCGCCCGCCGCGCGCUCCACGCCGACACCCGUCCAGCAGCAGCGCACCGCCCGCGCGCCGCCGACGCCGUCCGCCGCCAAGGGAGGGCAGAAGACCCCCUCCCCUCUGCCGCAGCAGCAGCAGUUCCCGCGGACGCCGAGGCCGUCGUUCCUGCAGUCGCCGUUCACGUUCCGCAAGGACGGGCAGGCCAGCCGGGUGGAGCGCGAGCGCGAGUCCUUCCUGCCCUUCCUGCGCUUCUACCGCCGGCCCUACGACGAGAUAACCUACCGCGCCAUGAUGCGGCGGCCGCUCGGCGGGCUGAUAGCCAUCGUCGCCGAGGACUUCAGGCCCAUGUCCGCCCAGCAGCCGCUGCGCCGGCACGCCGGAGCGCUCCAUCACCAGCACCACCACCAUCAGCACCAGCACCAGCACCAGAGGAUCUGAGCCCGUGCGCUGCCCGCCGGAUUGAAGAUUGAACAACCCCAGCGAUCGAGCGUCUUCGAUCUCCAUACAGCUUACAACAUAAUCCGAUGCUACAUCAUCUUGCUAAGUCAAUAAUCUUUUGGCAACAUUUUCCCCCGGGUACUUAGUAUUUACUCCUACCGACCGCCUAUGAUAUCAUACCUUCUGAAUCGAGCCAUUGUAAGAUAACAGCCCUGAAAUUGUGAGUAAAAUCGAUCCCUUUAUGCUCC